CGUCCCUGAGAACAGUCAUAGAUAAUACGGCACACGGACACGUAGAAAAGGCUCUUCAGUUCUUCAUCUCCCUUUCUCUUAGUAAUCUCUGAUCGACAUCGGUUCUUUGCAGGCCGUCAUUUCGCUUUACCUUGCACUACAAUGGAGGCCACGUCGGUGUUCCUCAACUCGAGAAUAAAUCCAUUUGGGUUUUCUGUUGCAAACACCUUCAAGCCCUCUAUCAGACCUUUUAACAAACACUUACAAGUCCAGCUACAUGUCAACAAUUCGAACCUCAAAACCAUCAAACCCCCUUCAAAAUGCUUUUUCCGUGCGUGCCCAUUGUCAUCAUCGCCAGAAAUAAGGAGAACCCAUUUGUUGUGUCCACCCAAAUGCUCCUAUUCCAACUCUACCAGCUCAGAAUCUCAUAACCCAUUUUUAAAACCCCUCAAAAACCUCUCAUUUGAUUCAUUGAAAGCCACCCUUUCUCAAUUGACCCCAAUUGAUAUAUGUAAAUGGUCUGGGAUAUUAUGCGUGUCCAUUGCAGCCACUAAACGGACUGUGAAUUUGCUGUUGAACCCUUUCUUUUGGAUGUACUUCAGCUGGACUUGGUUGUUCUGGCCAUGGUUUUUGGCUGUUGGGGUUGCAGUUUAUGGCUUGUAUUGCCUUCGCAGGCAUUUGUGCGGUGAAGCUAAUGUGUUUGAACAAAUUGCUAUUGUUACUUCAGUUUUUACUUGGCUCACCCUUGUCCCACCUGCCCAUUUCAAUGGCUUCCUUGAAGGAUGGCCUUUUGUGUUCUUUUUUGUGUAUCAUUAUUUCUUUUUUUUCAAUGUAAGUGUUAGGAAGCGCCUCUAUGGGGACUACUUCCUUCGGCCGCAUGAUCCCAAAUGGGAUGUGAGCCCACCCAAUUGGCAUCGCCUCUUGUUCUGCAUUGGAGUUAUGGUUGGGCAUUGGCUGGCAGCAUAUGAAGGGCCAGAGUUGCACCUCAUUCCAGGUGGUUGGAACAAUUUGUGGGUGUGGGCAUUGAUAAUGGUAACUCUGUUUAUGCAGUACCACUCAACAUUAUAUCUUGCAAAGUACUCAGAAAAAGUGGUGGUGCCUACUGCAGUUGUGCAGUUUGGGCCUUACCGAUGGGUCCGUCAUCCAAUAUAUGCAUCUACAAUGCUUCUGUUUGUGAGUUACUGUCUUGCACUCCGGGCACCCAUCAGCUCCCUGUUUGUCAUCGCUGUUUGCUUGAUGUAUUAUGAGCAGAAAGUAAAAUUGGAGGAGGCCUCGAUGGUGGAGACCUUUGGGGAGAAGUAUAUGGAGUAUGCAAAUAAAGUUAAGUACAAGUUCAUCCCUUUUGUUUAUUAGGCAGUGUGAGAAUAUGCAGUUGCUUUUUUACAUGUUGCAAUCAAUUUCUGGGAUUCAAAGAAUGAAGCUUUGCAACCAGGAAAAGGACAUGUUAGAUUAGAUAGAAGAGGUGUGCAGUUUCCUUUAAUGAUUGUUUCUCAUGUUUCUUUAUUCUCUUUUCCUAUCGAUUUAGAGUUCUUAAUUUACCCAUAAAAACUUAAUUGAUGCUUUUGUCUGUUCAUUCA
Vitis vinifera (wine grape) is the source of this 1556-nucleotide messenger RNA. RefSeq lists its product as uncharacterized. The transcript has a single exon. The record is from RefSeq and is a predicted model, not a curated record. The coding region runs from base 142 to 1332 and encodes 396 amino acids. NCBI's taxonomy places the organism in Eukaryota, Viridiplantae, Streptophyta, Magnoliopsida, Vitales, Vitaceae.